GGCGGGAGCCAAAAAGAUACCUAGAAAUAAACAAGACAGCUCACUGUGUGGUGAAGCGAAUGUUUUAAAUUUGUUGUUAGACUAUGAGCAGAUUACGUUCAGCGAUGCAUAAAGGAAAGAGAGUCGGACAGGAGAUAGUAGAAACUGCAAAACCAAAGAGGAAGAAGUCAGAGACAGCUGUGAAAGAAGAGGGAACCAAAACCAAAACCGUCCCCCCUGUCCAGUCCUCAUACCACACUUUCCCUGAUCCUGCUGAUGUGGUGCUGCUGCGCUCCAACCUCCUCUGUUGGUAUGACAAAGAGAAGAGAGAGCUGCCAUGGAGGACUCUGGCUCUGACAGAGUCAGACCUCAACAUCAGAACAUAUGCAGUCUGGGUUUCAGAAAUUAUGCUGCAACAGACCCAGGUUGCUACAGUCAUAGAUUAUUACAACAAGUGGAUGAAGCGGUGGCCCACAGUGCAGGACCUUGCAGCUGCAACACUUGAGGAAGUGAAUCAGAUGUGGGCAGGUCUUGGCUACUAUUCCAGAGGAAAAAGGCUCCAUGAAGGAUCUCAGAAGGUGGUGUCAGAGCUGAAGGGACAGAUGCCUCGUACAGUUGACAGCCUGCUCAAACAGCUGCCUGGAGUGGGACGAUACACCGCUGCAGCUAUUGGCUCCAUCGCCUUGGGCCAGGUUACUGGAGCUGUAGAUGGCAAUGUGAUCCGGGUGCUGUGUCGGCUGAGGGCCAUCGGAGCUGACAGCACAAGUCCUGCAGUGACAGAAGCGCUAUGGAGUCUGGCUAAUAAGCUGGUGGAUCCUGACAGACCAGGGGACUUUAAUCAGGCACUGAUGGAGCUGGGAGCUCGAGUCUGCACCCCUAAAGGCCCACUGUGCAGCCAAUGUCCUGUACAGACUCACUGCCGCUCUUACAGCAAGGUUCAACUUAAACAAGAAAAAAACUCCCAGAAACUGUUGGGGAAGCUGGACAGAAAACCUUUUGCCCUGUCUGACAUAGAAGACUGUUUGAACAGCGGGACGUGUUCACUGUGUCCCUCUGAGCCUUGGGAUGACGAGUUGGGUGUUCAGAACUUCCCCAGAAAGCCGGCAAAGAAGCCGCCUCGAGUGGAGCGAACUCUGACGUGUGUGGUGAUCAGAGUGGGGGAAGAGGGUGAGGACGAGUACCUGCUCACAAAGAGACCAAACAAAGGUUUGUUAGCAGGCUUGUGGGAGUUUCCAAGUCUUCUGCUGGAGGAGAAAAGCUCUGAGGUAAAACAGAAGAGGGCACUUUGUGCAGAGAUCAGCAGUUUACUGGGAACCAGUCUGAGUGAGAGCUUUUUCCAGUAUGUGGGAGAGGUUGUUCACAUCUUCUCCCACAUCCACCAGACAUAUGUGGUUCACAGUGUCUGUCUGAAGGAUGGUGACGCACAAACACGGACUGAAAAUGCACAGUGGCUCAGCAGACCGGCUCUGCAGGGAGCUGCUGUGUCCACUGGAGUGAAAAAGAUUGUGAAGCUUUGUGAUUCUGUAAAAAGUAAAGAAGACCAAACAUCCAAGGAUGGAAAAAGAAAAAAGCACACCGACAUUAAGAAUGACAAGAAACAACAAACCUCAAAAAAACCCAAACUGGGCACAGCUAACACAGGUGGCAGACAGCUCUCCCUUAGUUCCUUCUUUAAGACUGUCAAAGAGGAAUCUGUUUGAUGCUAGCUAAAGUCCCUAAUCAUGCCUUUUUUUUUCUUUUUUUUUUUUUGGUUUUACUUGUAUUAAGGUUUUAUUGUGGCUCUGUGGUCCCACUGGUAGGAAAAUGCAGUCAGGAUAUUUCAAAGUAUCAUAUUUUAAAUAAAUUUACAUAAAAUGGUAAGUGGACUUGAGCUUGUAUAACACAUUUCUACUUGUGUGACUACUCAAAGUCCUUUUUACACCACAGGUCACACUUACCCAUUUCCAACCAUUCCCUGUGCAUUCACACACUGAUGGUCAAGAGUUGUAUGUAGAGUGGCCAACAGUUUUAACUAAUCCCACUGAAAAAAGGUUAGGAACCACUGCUGUUGACUAAUUGUGAGGACCUGAUUUGAGGAUCAUGCUUUUUUAAAUAUAUAAGUAAUAUGACUAGAUUAAACAUUGAGUUACUUCAUUAUUUUCUAUAUCAGCUGUAUACAUGUUUUUAAACUGUUUUAAGGUGAUUGUUUUGUUUUAUAACCACUUAAAAUGUAUGGUUAGUUAAGAGAGGAAGAGAAAAAGCAACUUUACAUAAUAAAGAUUUUACACCA
Messenger RNA from Cheilinus undulatus (humphead wrasse), 2248 nucleotides. RefSeq names its product mutY DNA glycosylase (gene mutyh). The transcript is spliced from 15 exons. Gene Ontology annotation, biological process: base-excision repair; mismatch repair. Bases 84 to 1679 code for a protein of 531 amino acids. The record is from RefSeq and is a predicted model, not a curated record. Lineage: Eukaryota; Metazoa; Chordata; Actinopteri; Labriformes; Labridae. Gene Ontology annotation, molecular function: oxidized purine DNA binding; adenine/guanine mispair binding; purine-specific mismatch base pair DNA N-glycosylase activity. Gene Ontology annotation, cellular component: nucleus.